This is a messenger RNA of Paralichthys olivaceus (Japanese flounder), 4865 nucleotides long. NCBI's taxonomy places the organism in Eukaryota, Metazoa, Chordata, Actinopteri, Pleuronectiformes, Paralichthyidae. The record is from RefSeq and is a predicted model, not a curated record.
GUCAGCUGACGAUGACAUGUUUCUUUUUUUUUUUUUGGAGUCAGAGGCGAUUUAGUGGCUCAUGGUUCAUUUAUUGUUCUGAACUCCGGAGUGAAAUCACAGUCGAUGACCGCAGAGUCUCCAACACGGGACGAUCACCCAGAAACACUGAGCCUUGUAGCCGAGUCACUGUGUCCGCAGCUGCGCUUGAGAUUCAUGAAGCUGUCGCUACUAUGCGUUGUUGUUGUAUGAAAUAAACCAGAGAGGGAAUUAACGAGAGAAGGCGGAAAUCUGUUGUUGUCGAUACACCAGCGAUGCCUCUCUUCGCGACCAACCCAUUCGACCAAGAUGUGGAGAAAGCAACCAGUGAGAUGAACACAGCUGAGGACUGGGGCCUCAUUCUGGACAUAUGUGAUAAGAUAGGGCAGUCACGCACUGGACCCAAAGAAUGUCUCCGCUCUAUAAUGAGAAGAGUGAACCACAAGGAUCCUCAUGUUGCCAUGCAGGCGCUGACUCUUCUUGGUGCUUGUGUCUCAAACUGUGGGAAGAUUUUCCACUUGGAGGUGUGCUCCAGAGAGUUUGCCAGUGAAGUCAGUAACGUCUUAAAUAAGGGCCACCCCAAAGUGUGCGAGAAGCUUAAAGCCCUCAUGGUGGAGUGGGCAGAGGACUUCCGCAAUGAUCCUCAACUUAGUCUCAUCUCAGCAAUGAUCAAGAAUCUACGUGAGCAGGGUGUUACCUUUCCUGCAGUGGGGUCCCAGGCUGCAGAGCAAGCAAAAGCAAGCCCUGCUUUAGUGGCAAAGGAUCCAUCCACCUCAACAAACAAAAAAGAAGAGGAAGACUUGGCCAAAGCUAUUGAGCUGUCGCUGAAGGAGCAACGUCCGCAGACGUCCUUGUCGAGCCUUUACCCGAGCACCUCCAACCUGCUCUCCUCGCACAAAUCAGAUGGCAGAAAAGUUCGCGCCAUCUAUGACUUUGAGGCUGCUGAGGACAACGAGCUCACCUUCAAGUCUGGAGAAAUCAUCACUAUCAUGGACGACAGUGACCCCAACUGGUGGAAAGGGGAAACAUAUCAGGGAGUGGGGCUGUUCCCUUCUAACUUUGUCACAGCUGACCUCACUGCGGAGCCUGAGAUGAUGAAGACAGAGAAGAAGACUGUACAGUUCAGUGAGGACAUCCAGGUGGAGACUAUAGAGCCUGAACAAGAGCCUGUAUAUAUAGACGAGGACAAAAUGGACCAACUACUGCAGAUGAUCCAGAGUGCAGAUCCCACAGACAACCAGUCAGACAGCGUCGAGUUAUUACAGCUUGAAGGUGCCUGCAAUCAAAUGGGACCUCUCAUUGACCAGAAGUUGGAGGAUAUAGACAGGAAGCACUCAGAGCUGUCAGACCUGAAUGUGAAAGUGAUGGAAGCUCUGUCUCUGUAUGCCAAGUUGAUGAAUGAGGAUCCAGUUUACGCCAUGUAUGCCAAGCUGCAGAGCCAACAGUACUACAUACAGCAGCCCGCUAAUGUAGCACAACAGGUAUACCCUGGUCAGCCUGCAUCAGGUUCAUAUGCCAUGAGUGGUACUGCAGUGCAGGGUUACACUGUUCCCAUGGAGCAGCUUCCUGCUGGAAGCUCCAUACCUGGACAGCCAGCUCCCAGUGAUGUUCAUAUGUACAUGGGCCAGCCGCCAGUCUACACUGCUGCUCCAGGCAGCAUGGCCCCAGCAGACAUUCACUACCACAACCCAGCUGCCGCCCCUGGUCCCGCCCCAGGAACGACUCCCACAGGCAUGACGCAGACGCCAAACUACAGCCACCCCUCCGGCCCAAGCAUAGCACCUUCCACAGACCCCGCACAGGCCCCCUACUCAGAGAAAGCCUUGCUAUAGGGCCCCCUUUGAUCACUGUUAUCCUCACACGCAAACACAUACAUGCACCAGACCUGAUCAAAUAGUGGUCUGAGAUUUCUUUUAUUAGAUUUUAUGAUUUGUUUUAUCAAGAAACACCAGAUGGAUGGAAAAUACAAAUAAGAGUAGACUAACCUUUGAUUUGAAGAACUCACCCCAAGUCACACUUGGUCUGAAAAUGGACUCUCGCUCUUCUCCUACGUGUCUUCACCUGAUUUGGAGGAGACACGCAGGAGCUUUCAGUUGCACUUAUUUAAUUUCUCAAUGUCACUCAAACCUCUUGUUGUCAAAUCUAGAUCUAAUAGCAAUAUAUGCAUUGUCUAUUUUCACGUACAAGACCUGGCAUUAACCAUUUCCUUGUAGUGACAGGACUUUUGAAAAUUUGUCGUAACAAAUCAAGUUAUUGGUCUGUAUUUUUUUAUAAUUUCUUUGGUAGUUUCCUGGAAAAAACUUUUAACUUUGUCCUGAUUAAUCUUUGCUAGUUUAGUUGAAUUCAUUGUUAGUUAUUGAUCAAUUCCUGUGGAAAACUAAACAUAUUCCUCAUACUGUGCACAGGUUUUGGAUUGUAUGAUUUAAGACUAACCCUCACAUUUUUGCAUGUUCAGCUAGUCUAUAGUGUAAUUCAAUUCUUUAGGUCACACUAGCAAUUCAUUUUAAUUGAUUUAACAGGUGAACCAGUUUCUAUAGUGUUUUAUCUUUGAUACCAAAUUCCAGAAACUUUCUAGGAAAUUAUUAAGAAAUAACAGACCUGUUGAAUAAAGCCUAACCAAAUUGUUUUGCGAUAACAAGUAUAACUGUAACUACUUCAAUCUAACAACACAAUCCACAUGCAAGCAUCAUUUAAAAUAAAUCACACAGGCAUUCCUUCAUGCACACUGGACCUGCACACUCCGAUACCCACACACUACAGGCAGGUGUACAGCAGUUACACACACAGCGAUACACUUGCAGCACUUGGCUCACACAUCAUCAGCCGUACUUGAUGAUUUACCUUCAUUCUCACACUAACAUGGAGAUAAAUCCACACGCCACAGCCUUCUCACCAACUUCAAUCAAUUGUAGUGCUAAUCACCUCACAAAAAAGAGUUGACUUCCAUUAACUUGCUUUUUCUUUAAAUAUCAGAAAAUGGAUGUUUAGCAAUGCUAAAAAAAAAAAAAAACCCGUCAGGCUACUACACUUUUGUAUAUGUUGUCAAUUUUAGAAGUACUGAAAACUGAAGCCACUUUGUUUUUGGGAUGGAAAAGAAACGAGAGGAAUUCAAGCAUGCACAUGACUCUUGUAUAUACUGUACUGAACUGGUAGUGAAGCCACGUGAUGACCUCAUGGGUGGGAUGUCUGUUAAAACAGCUCUGGGUGGUUUCGCUUAAUCUUAAAGGGAAACUCUGCGGUCAUAUGUCACAGAUUAAUGAAAAGGUGUAAAAGCCAAAGAGAAAAAAAGUGCGGAAAAAAAUACCCACAUGCUAGAAAAAUACAAGAUAAUUUUCUUUUUUCUUUCAGUGACUCCUCACGUUAUGCUGCAGAGUUUCUCUUUUUUUCACUCCGUCUCCGUUCAGGAGCUGUAGUAACAGACUCGUACCACAGACUUCAAAGGGGUGAACUCUCUGAACCUCUUCAGUGUAAUUGAAGCAUCUCUUUAGUCAGUGUUGAAAAAUGAAUACGAUGGAGUUUUUUUUUUUCUUUUCUAUUUUGUAGUGCAUUUUAAUUAUGUUUUGAUUAUUGUUAAGCUAUUUUAAAUGGAGAAUCAGUGCAGGAUGUAUCUAUUCAGAGAAAAAUGGAGUAACUGAUAUUCUGCUGAACUUAGUUGUAUAUUUAAAUGGCUCACACGAGAACAUGGAGACUUCUCUCUUUGUUUGAUACAUGCUUGUCGUACCGUAGGGUCAAAUGGUAAUGUGAAAACUGAUCAAAACUCCCUUCCGCAUGCAUCUCAGACCUCUCAUAACUUACAGCCAUCUAACACUAAAACAGACCCUACCAAAACACUAAAACAGACCCUCCGCCGAGGCCCAACAGUCCUUGUUAAUUCAACCAAGCUGCGCCGACACACUCAUAGAUAUCAGUUUUCUUUAAAUAUGCUUGAUGUUUUUUUUUCCUCAUCAAGAUCAAUGAACAAAACCAAUUUGCAGUUACAAAAAUCGAACUUCCUUGGCGGAGGGGAUCAGGCUUAAGAUCCUGGACAAGCACGUUCAAGAUUUGUAAACAUUUUUUAACCAAAGUCUCCGUAAGCUAUCGGUAACAGUGCCACUCUGAGGGAUAGCGCAAAUGUACAAAGUCUCCUUCUCAUACAUUUAUAUACGGCUCAUUUAUGUGGAUUUUAAAAUUCAAAAUUCAUUGGAAAAGAGUUCAUUUUUACUGGAAACGAUUGGAAUGCAAAAAGCUAAUGAGACUGGGAAAUGAUUAAUGUUGUUGUAUAAUAUCUAACGAUGCUAAAUGAAGUUAUAAAUCUGUUUAACCAGAUGUCCCAUUUGCCAGAUGAAUUCAAGUGCUGUAAAUUUUGUGUUAUUUCAAUUUCUCUUGAGGUCCUACGUUUCAAAUGUGCUGCUUCUUGUCAUCCCUGUGCCGCCUUAAGAAUCUAAAACAACCCGCAGCUCAAAUUCUCGGUGCCUGGGACUUUGCGAACAAGACGUCAUUUUAUUCUGCAGACCUUGAUUUUUAGCGUUAACUUAUUCGAUUCAAAGAUAAAGAAUCCCUUUAUUUGCUGCCUUCAAUGCUCGAGUGAAAUAGUGUUAAUCUUUAGGAUCAAAUAGGGUUCAACAAUAUCGAAGUAGCUGCUGUUCUGGGACCACGGUAGCAGGAGCCAGUUCGUCAUCACACAUUAUCCUAAUGUAACAUGUUGCACCACAGUGUCUGCAGCCCCGAUGAUGUACAGGAUUGAGAUGCUGCCUGUUUUUAAGUUUGAAACCGACAUUAUUGUAAAGGUUCUGUCUAAACUUGUAUCCUGCUGUUUGUAUGUAUUAUUUUAAUCAUACUUAUUAAAUUGGUAUUCACAAUAAAACCAG